Molecule: messenger RNA, 6264 nt
Organism: Ectocarpus siliculosus
Lineage: Eukaryota; Phaeophyceae; Ectocarpales; Ectocarpaceae
Source: the annotation of a GenBank genome assembly
AUGCAAAAUCGAAAACUUCUUCACGGAGCCCCUUCGCCUGGCGCUGGACAGUGGAGUGCACCGUGCCAGGAGCAGAUGAAGGGGACGAGACUUCGAACGACGAGGGCUCGACUGUGGGUGCCGUGGACGGAGACAACAACAAAGGUGCUUGAGAUGAAUGUUCAGACAGUCCCGUGCGUUCGUUCCUCCCUGUCAGGUGUACGCGAUGAAGCUCCUUCGUCGGCCACACCAGCAUAUGCCGCUGCAGGCACUGACAUCAACGCGCUUGAAGGCAGCAGCAGCGGUCCUGCUGAAGCAGUUCCUCCGCAUGCGCCAGCGAGACCGGCAAGCUUGAGUGCCCGUCAGGGGCUGAUGGAACGCAAGGCGGGGGGCGACGCAGAAGCGACAAGGCAGAGGAAAGGCGAAGAAGAAGAAGCGGACCUCUUGCACGCAGCAGAGGAGGAGGAGGAGGAGGAGGAGGAGGAGAGCGGGAGGGAAGACGAGCGACGGCGGCGAGAAGAAACGCUUCGGCUGGAAGCCGAGGCUGUCGAAGCCGAGCGGCGGCGGCAGCGGGUGCUCCAAGAAGAGGAGGAGAAGAGGUUGGAGGAAGCCGCCGCGGCGGCUGCGGCUGCCGUGUUGCAAGCAGAAGAACGGGAACGCGAACGCAUGCGCGUGCUCGAAGACGAGGAGCGAGAGCGAGAGCGAGAACGCCAACGCGCUCUCGAUCUGGACCGAGAUCGCCAGAGGAACGAAGACCGACGUGUCGCAGCUGAAGCGGCGGCGGCGGCGGCGGCGGCAGAGGAAGAGAGAACUGCGAGGGAGAAGGAGGAAGAAGAAGAAAGCAGGCGUUGGAUGCGUGCGCGACAGGAAGCCGAGGCGCGUGACAACAAGCGACGCCUGGCCGCCCGGCGCGAAGAAGAGGUAGGAAGGCGGCCCUUGCCGGACGUGGCUGAUGCUAAGGCAAGGGAGGAGCGGAACCAAGAGGAGGGUAUAGCAAGAGAGCGGCGCGGCGGCGGCUCCGUUGCCUCGCGAGAGUCACCGUCAGGAGCGGCGAAAGUCCAACUCGCUACCGAACCGGAGACUCCUUUCAGAGACGCAGAUACUGCGGGCCUACCUGCGCCAUCGCCUACGAUGCAGCAGGAUGCGGCUGCUGCCGUAGUUCCCGCUGCUGUGACUACCACCACCACCAGCAAGAGCAGGGCUCGGGAAGAGGCUUGGGCCGCGGCCAGGACGCUUGCGGAGCAGAAGGCCCGGUCGCAGGCAAUGCGCGAUGCCGCUUUGAGGGCAAGCGCUCAAGCAGAGCGGGGUGGUACCGGGGCGAACUUGACGGACACUGGGAGCGGGGCAGGGGCUUCUUCGGCCGGCUUUUCGGAGGAACCGGUCCCAGUUGCACCGCGGAGAGGCCGCGGCGGUGGCGAUGAUCCCGAGCCGAACAACAGCAGCAACCUGGGAAAUGUGACGCUCGAUACGCCCGUGGCAGAGAGCGGGCAGCGCGCCGACGCACCGCGGCCGCGGGUGGCCGUGCCGGCGGCGCUUGAGGUUUCGAGCGGGGGGUGGAGAGGGUUCUUUGCUGGGCGGAGACAGGAGGGAGGUGGGGAGGCUUCGGCCACGUCCAGCGUUUCCGGCAGUCAGGUCAGUACCGUCAUUGUCACAGAGCCCGCGAACGCCGGCGCCGCAGCCGCGGGGAACAACCGCCGGGCCGGCCCGCACGACUUCGUGCGGGUAAAAUUGACCCGCAGGCGCCGAGGCAGCACCAGCGGCCCGGGUGGGAAUGUUACAGGCGCCAAUCCAGACCCACCACCGAUGGAAUGCGCGGCUUGCCUCGGGCAGUGGGACACCGGGGGUUCCGCCAUGAAUCGGUGGUACCGGUGCCGCCGCUGCGGGGGCACGGUGCACGGGGCGUGCCGGCAGUUCUUUCAGGCGGGGGAGGCGUGUGCUGAGCAGAGGGGGGAGGGGGGUCUCGCGAGGCCGGCGGGGUGGCGGGACCCUGUGAAUCGCGCCGGCGUUGUGCAGGUGGGAGUUCUUCAGGCCUUCGACCUGUCCCUGAAGCCUGGAGAGAGCGUCUACGUCGCCCUGCGUCUACUGCCUUGGGAAGAGAGGGUCAAAACCGGGUCGGCUAAGUGGGGAGAAAUUGGCGCGUCCUGGCCGUCGCAGGUCUCCGCAAGGCACGACCUCCUUCACCUCUACAACAGCGACGCCACACCGGUGCCGACCCUGAGGGUAGAGGUCUGGAGGUCCGCCAUGCGAGUGCUCGACGACCUCCUCGGGUACGCCGCCAUCAACAUGGCCCCCCUGCUCGCCCGGCCCGGCUCGACUUCCGAACGGUGGCAUGUCCUGUCCGACCCGAACCACGCCUCGACUACCGGAGACCCCCGACUAUCCGGGGAGGUUGCGGGAACGUCCCCUCCCUCCUCCGCCGGAACCAUCCUCCUCUCGCUAGGGUUCACCCCUACGGGGGGGACACCGAGCAUCCGUCCCCUGCCUGCAACGCCUCUCGUCAUCGGCUCCUCCAAUAGGACUCCUCGUCAUGCCUCGUCUGAAUCCCCCGCCGGCUGCAGUACAUCCAACUUCGGGUGGGUGGGGGGGGACAACGGGAGGAGAACCCCUCGAGCAGAAACGCCCGCGAUACCGGAAGGGUUCAGCCUGGGGGAAGCGGCGAUGCCGGGCGAGGGCGGGGGCGGCGGCACGAGUAGCAGCGGGGCUGCGGAACGAGCGGACGCGUUGUCUUCUACGCAGCGGGUGGUGGAUGCUCAAGCGGCCUCCUCGGCCUUGAUCCACGACGGUGAUGUCGGCGGCGGGGAAGCCUUGGACGAUGCUGAGAGAGAUGGUGGCAGAGGAGGUCUCUUGUUGCCGGAAGAGGCGGCGGGGGAGACUCCGGAUGAGGGGGGGGGUGUUGUCAAGGUGGACGCCGGUAGCGGCGAGGUGUUGGAGCUGAAUGGCACACAAGAGCAAGAGCCUGGAAAGGGAAAGGUUCACCUUUUCCGUGUCAAGACUUACUCCGCUCCCGUGUGGUGCGAGAUCUGCGGAAGGUUUCUACUCGGGAUGCGCAACCAGGGCUUCUGCUGCGAGGCGUGUGGCAUGAACGUACACCGGGGCUGCCAGCUGAGGGCCAACUUUUCCAAGUCGUGCCCCGGUCAGGGCAGGAAGGGUACAGGUGGAAAUGAAGACGACGGGGGCCCCGAGGGGAACCGGAGAAGCAGAGAGGUGGAGGAAGGGGUGGGCCUCAUUCAGAUUCACCUGCGCUCUGCUCACCGCUGCGGAACGCGGUGCAACGGCGGCCACCACAGCUACCUCGACAACGAACGCGGCGGUUUCAUGGGAAGCGGUACGUAUUCCGCCGCCGCCGCCUCCGCAGCUGCCACCGCCGGCACGCCGACUGCCACCGACCCGUUCCAGGCGGCAAAGGGCGCCGCGGAAAAGAAAGGUUUCCAGAUAAAUGGAGGCAUGUUUUCUCCUGGUCGGCGACGGGCACGAGGGAACGGAUGGAAGGAAGAUGACGGUUUUUUCCGUGGGGACCACUACUGCCGGGUUAGAGUGGGACGGAAGGGGGAUCCGUCGGAUCUGGUGGAGGAGGUUCGAACCGAAGCCGUCUUCCAGACCCCAGACCCCGUCUUCGAACGCACGUGGGUGUUCGUGGCCCCCUCUUACGACUCUUGUGUCACCAUCGACCUCGUCGAUGCCUCCACCGAUAGGCCGGCCGGGCGUUUCGAAACCACCGUCAUCGGCCUCUUGCAGGCGGACUACGACGCCCGCGCGGUCGGCAAAACGCCACCAAGUCAUGAACACAGGAACAUUAGGCUCUUGUCCCCGGGCAUGGCAGAAGACGAGGCCAGCAUCACGGGCUUGCUGCAGGCGAGAGUGGAGUUCGACGAGAGCACCGAGGCCUUGUUCGGGCCUAACGGAAUCCUAGGCCCGGGGGGGGGAGACGCCCUCAGACUUGUGCCCCCCCGUCAGAAGGCCGACCUCGGGGUAGAAACCCUCAAGUCGUUGGUGGCGAGGAUAAAGGGCGUUUUUCUUUGGUUCAAGAUGGCCAAGGACUGCUACAGCCGCGUCAUGUCCUGGGACAACCCCGCCCUCUCCUCCAUCAGCCUGAUGGCCUUCGUCUACCUCACCCUGGUCGCGAACGCCGAGUAUCUCUUGGCCCUCCUGCCCUUCUCCCUGCUCAUGUUCAUGACCUGGGGUUUCCUGCAGAGGCGCGGAGGCGGUUACGUCCAAUCGUGGGUGUCCUCAGAAAGCGGCGGUGCUCAAGGGCCGGGGGGGUCGAAGGGUGCUGGGUUCAGAGCCGUGGGGACGCUCAAGAUUGCCGUGGUUAGAGGCAAGGGGCUCAUCUCCUCAGACUUGAACCUUCCCGGAAACGCCUACGUCAGGGUUUCCUAUGUCGUCCCUGACAACAGCACCGGCGGCGAUGACGACGGCCACCACUCCAACACCAGGGAAUACCUCGUCGGGCAGACAGUGCCGCAGCCCACGGGGGACUGCCCGGUGUGGGGGAGCGUCGGGGUCGGCGGCGGCGGCGGGGGUGGAGGGACGGGGGGUGGGGGGGGUGUUGGAGGAGCGCAGGCAAGCACGCGUGUGUCGUCCGUGUCGAUGAUGGACCAGAGCAGGGGGCCCGGGUUUCUGUCGGGCGGGAGCGAUGCAAUUCUCCAGAACAUGAUGGAUGUCUGGGGCAGACACGCCUCCUCGGGGGCCGCCGUAACGCACGUAGAAGGUUCUGGGGAACGGUCCGCGGAACAGUCCGAGCAACGCCCCGAAUCGACGACGGCGGGUCAGGAAGAGGAGGACAUGUGCUUCGUCUACCCGGUGUUGCAGCCGGUGUUGAGGAGAAGAGCAAGAGACGGCCGCGGGGGCGGCAGCUUGCCGUGGUCGGGCGAGGAGUCUAGAACGUUCCUGCGGUUCUCGGUGUUCUUCGCGAACCCGUUCAACAGCCUCAUGGACGCUUUGCAGGGCCAGGUUUUGGUCCCGCUGUCCGCUCUAGCCGGCAAGGAAGAAGAAGGCGGAGUUCAGCCCGAGCUGACCCUCCCGGACGGCAAGGCCGCCGCCGCCGUCGGCACCGAGGAGGACAAAGAAGCCUCCUUGGCGCUGCAAACCCUGCUGGGGGAAAACACUCUCGGGGGUGUUGAGGACAAGGGAGAUACGGGGGGCGCCGUGGCAUCAUCCGGCGCGACGGCAGGGGGCCCCGCGGGGGGUGCUGGCGGCGGUGCGGGAAAGGAGACCGUGAGGGACGCGGCAGCGGUGGCCGGGGGAGGCGGGGCGGUGGCGAGGCUGCUGGGGAUGCCGAUGGGGUUCAGGAACACGAUCAGAGACGUCCAGGACACGAUCGGGACAGUGCUCGACACGGUGGAGGCGGUGAAAAACCUGCUGAACUGGACGCAUCCUCCGAAGACCCUCCUGGUCUACGCCAUCGUAGCGCUCGCCUGGCUCGUUCUGCUGGUAGUGCCCGGCCGCUACAUCGUCCUGACCCUGGGGUUGCUGGAGUUUUCGAAGGCGUGGAUGACGGGCGGUCAAGAGCCAGAGCUGGUGGCGGAUGGCGGCGGCGGGGCUCCUUCCCACCUAGCUAUUAAGCUCAGGAACCUCCUCCUGAGCCUCCCGGUGGACUCCGAGCUGGCAGCGUGCUACGCCUGGGAAGCCAGGGAGCACUCGAGGAAGGAAAAGGCCGGCCUGAAGCUCAGAGAGCAGAGGGCCAGGCUCAAGCUCCUCGGGGCGGGGAGGCAGUGGGAAGGGGAAAUGCGAGUCCGAGAUAGGGCUGGAGACCCUUGGGAACCCAGAUACCUUGUGGUCCUGGGGCACCGUCUGGCGUGGUGGGGCAGCUCGAAGGAGUUGGACGACGGGAAGAAGGCCAGAGGACAGCUCCUGUUGCAGGGCCACGCCGGCGUUACCCACCUGUCUCCGCUGGAGGCCAGGGAGCUGACCGAUCCGAGAAAGGUGGUCUGCGUGUUCGGCAGGAGCCCGGACGGUCUUCCGCACAAGGUUACGUUCAUGGCCGAGAGUGUAGCUGCCAAGGAGGCCCUGGAGAACGCCGUCUCCUCCGUCAUGGAGACUAAGAGAGACUGAAAGAAUGCCGGAGGCCCUCUCGUGUAUUUGUGGGUCUGGGGUGUAGAGUAUCACAGCACCGGCAAGGUCCCGCGUCAUGGAGCUCGCCGCGCUGAGACGUCAGCGCUAGACAGGCGUAGAAGUCGUUUGAUAUGGGUCGAUACCAUCUCACAGUAUUGCACUGGGGUGUACUCGACAUGCGGUGACUUGUGCCGUCCGUGUGUGUUUUUUUAGAGUGAGCGUGCGGUGCUUAAG